Molecule: messenger RNA, 501 nt
Organism: Miscanthus lutarioriparius
Lineage: Eukaryota; Viridiplantae; Streptophyta; Magnoliopsida; Poales; Poaceae
Source: the annotation of a GenBank genome assembly
AUGGACACUGACACGAGAACGAUACUCAUCAACGACGACGUCCCCGACCUCCCCGCCAUUGCCGAGAGGAUGGCCACGACGACGGCGAGGCUGGAGGCCGAUUUCUCCAAGGUGGAGACCAAGAUCCACCGGUUCCCCCGCAGCCUGCGAGGAAUCGGCGGCGACAAGGAUCGCUACAUCGUCCCCAGCGUGGUGGCCAUCGGCCCGUACCACCACGGCGCGCCGCACGUGCACAAGAUGGAGGAGGUCAAGCUCGCGGCGGCCUACUACCUCUGCCGAGCCUCGCGCCGCUCCACCGCGGAGGUGUACGAGAAGGUGCGCUCCGUCGCGGGCGCCGCCCGCGGCUGCUACGACGCCGACGACCCCGCGGUCGUGGGCCUCGGCAACGCCGAGUUCGCCGCCAUGAUGUUCCUCGACGGCUGCUUCCUGCUGCAGUACAUGGUCGCCGGCGGUGACGUCACGACGACGACACGACGGCGCCCGUGCUGCAGAACCGGAUGA